Molecule: messenger RNA, 1201 nt
Organism: Musa acuminata AAA Group (dessert banana)
Lineage: Eukaryota; Viridiplantae; Streptophyta; Magnoliopsida; Zingiberales; Musaceae
Product: auxin-responsive protein IAA30
Exons: 4
Coding region: 124-963 (279 amino acids)
Biological process (GO): regulation of DNA-templated transcription
Cellular component (GO): nucleus
Molecular function (GO): protein binding
Source: RefSeq, a predicted model, not a curated record
GCAGAAAUCCCCCUCUAAAAACCACCUUUCGAUUCUGAUUAGUUUACUCUGUUUCCAGUGAAAGCGUUGCAGAAGCAAGGAAGAAGAAGAUUGGAGGGGUGAGAGAGUCGUCGUCGUCGGAGGAUGGCGAGUGGGUCGUUGGGGUUGGAGGAGACCGAGCUGCGCCUGGGGUUGCCCGGCGGCGGCGGCGGGGAAGCCGAGGCCGCGAAGAACUCCUGCAAGAGGGGGUUCGCUGAGACUAUCGAUCUGAAGCUGAAGCUUCAGACCCCGGUGGACGCAGAGGAACAGAUCAUGGAGAAAGCAAGAGGCAGCUUGCCGAGCCAGAGGAACCUUGGUGUUUUCUGUGGCAGCGAUCCCGAGAAGCCACCUGCUCCCAAGGCACAGGUUGUGGGUUGGCCUCCAGUUCGAUCAUUCAGGAAGAACAUCCUCUCAGCUCACUCUGAGAAGGGAAGCAAGGAGGGAGGUGAGAAGCCCGGCAACCCGGUGGCCGCCUUCGUCAAGGUCAGCAUGGACGGCGCUCCGUACCUCCGUAAGGUGGAUCUGAAGAUGUACAGAAGCUACCAAGAGCUCUCCAUGGGCCUGCAGAAGAUGUUCGGCUCCUUCACCAGUGGAAACUGUGGCUCUCAGGGGAUGAGCGGGAGGGACUUCAUGAACGAGAGAGAGGUGAUGGAUCUUCUGAAUGGAUCUGAGUAUGUGCCAACCUACGAAGACAAGGAUGGCGACUGGAUGCUCGUCGGAGAUGUUCCAUGGGAGUAUGUUUCUAUGUUGUCGAGGGAACUGCAGGCCAUUGAAAUCUUUGUGAUCAUCCUGUUUCAGUUGUUCUUACAAACUUGCAUCACUGACUCCAUUUCAACUUGGUCCAGGAUGUUUGUUGACUCCUGCAAGCGUCUGAGGAUAAUGAAGGGAUCAGAAGCCAUUGGACUUGCCCCAAGAGCCAUGGAGAAAUGCAAGAACAGAAGCUGAAGAUUCCUCCUUCAUCACAGCACAGUGACAACAACAAACACCUUGCUGGGUUUGGAUCGAGUGGUGCAUCUGCAUGUGUAUUGUGCUUCCACAUAUGUUAGUGAUAUAUAUGUUUGUCAGCAUCAUUUCUUGAUUGUUUUAUUUUUAUCUCUUUUCAUGUCUGUGUUGCCCCCUGUUGGUGUGUUUAAUAGAUUGUUCAACAUGUUAUUAAUAUAUGUAGUGUGUGGGUUUGCAUCUA